GAAGAGCAGAGAGAAGCAAUCAGACAGAAGAGGACAGGAAUGUGUCCAGACUCCAGACUGACCGCGAGCUGGGCGGGGAUCGGUGUCUCUGCGAGCAGCCAAUGAUCGCGCUGCGCUGCGCUGUCUCUCCGCGCUGCGUCCGCCUCACUCACUCACACUAACCGCUGGAGGCUCGCAGAAGAAGCGCGAGCGCGGGGAGGAUGAGGGUGAUGAUGAUGAGGAGGAGGAGGAUGAUGAUGAUGAUGAUGGAUGCAGUACCGUGCCGUCUGGUGUUUUUAGCGCUGCUCUUUGGAGCCAGGAUCCAGCACACUGAAGCCUUACAGUGCUACUGUCACCGGUGCCCGAACCACACGUGUGCCACGGACGGCCUGUGUUACGUGUCCAUCACUAAAUCCGGCGGAGUGACCACACAGCAGAGCUGGUGCAUCAGCGAGAACGAGCUGAUCCCGCGAGACCGGCCCUUCGUCUGCGCUCCCUCCGCCAAACACGACUCCGGCAUCUACCCCAUGUGCUGCGACACCGACUGGUGCAACAAGAACCCCGACCUCACCUCAUUCCCAGGUCAGACGCACCUUUACUUCUUCGGGGAGGUGUGGAGGGGCAAGUGGAGAGGAGAGGAGGUGGCCGUCAAGAUCUUCUCCUCCAGAGAGGAGCGCUCCUGGUUCCGCGAGGCUGAGAUCUACCAGACCGUGAUGCUGCGGCACGAGAACAUCCUCGGCUUCAUCGCCGCCGACAACAAAGAUAACGGCACGUGGACGCAGCUGUGGCUGGUGUCGGACUAUCACGAGCACGGCUCUCUGUUCGACUAUCUGAACCGCUACACAGUGACGGUGGAGGGCAUGAUCAAGCUGUCUCUGUCCACAGCCAGCGGCCUGGCGCACCUGCACAUGGAGAUCGUGGGAACGCAAGGCAAGCCUGCUAUCGCUCACAGGGAUCUGAAGUCCAAGAACAUCCUGGUGAAGAAGAACGGCACGUGCUGCAUCGCAGACCUGGGUUUAGCUGUGCGGCACGACUCCGCCACCGACACCAUCGACAUCGCACCCAACCACAGAGUGGGCACCAAACGGUAUAUGGCUCCAGAAGUGCUUGACGAUUCAAUAAACAUGAAGCACUUUGAGUCUUUCAAGAGGGCAGACAUCUAUGCCAUGGGGCUGGUCUUCUGGGAAAUUGCCAGCAGAUGUUCUAUUGGAGGCAUUCAUGAGGACUACCAGCUGCCGUACUAUGACCUGGUGCAGUCCGACCCGUCGGUGGAGGAGAUGAGGAGAGUCGUGUGCGAACAGAAACUACGGCCCAACAUCCCAAACAGAUGGCAGAGCUGUGAGGCUCUGCGUGUGAUGGCGAAGAUCAUGAGGGAGUGCUGGUACGCCAACGGAGCGGCCCGUCUCACAGCCCUGCGCAUCAAGAAGACGCUGUCCCAGCUCAGCCAGCAGGAGGGCAUCAAGAUGUAGAGCAUUCCUUUCCCAUCAUCCUUCAGAACCGCAUCACACGCAGCACUUUCACUGACGCCUGCCGCUCGUUUCUGCGUCUCGGUCUUAAACACGGACUCCUGAGGAUGAUGGGCCGUCACUCUCACUCGGAGCACCAGACCGCGUCAAACACAAGAAGGGUUCUUUUAUUAUUUAUAAGCGGCCGGUGGAUUUGAGUUUGGUUUUUCUCCCAUGGAGGUUUGAUUGAUUUGCACCUGGUGUUUAAUUUCCGCUUAUCACUGCAGUUCUUCAGGUCGGUGGGACUUUUAAUACACGUGUUCUGUUUUUGCAAAAACAAAACUGGACAUGACCUCAUUCAGUCCUGGCGAACAUGCGUGACAUAUGCAAUACAGAUGAAACCUAUCGACUUUAUAUUUUUACUGCUCUGCUACAACAACUACGAUGACAACCAUGCCUUCCAAGCCAGGUGUUACCAGCAAGUGCCACUGCUUUGAACCAACCAACUAACCAACCCACCCUCACGGUGCGCUGGGAUUCUCUUAUGCACACGGAGCGAGAGCGGGCCGCUGGUGCCGUUCUUCAUUCUCUCUGCCUCUCAUUCUCUUCACUGAGGGAUGUAAUAACUAUCAGACCUCUUCAUUUACAGCUGGAUUCACGGGAACGGGCUGCGAUCGGACGGCCGGUUACAGCGAGGUGCACACCACUGACGCUCGACGCAAGCCGGCGACUGAACAAGAACGAAAUAGCAUUACUGAAAGCUGCCCAGGCAUACAGUAUGAUUAGAGCGCUCUCGGCGUGCAAAGACCAGGUGUGGUUGAUAUAGAAUGGAUAUUUACUAAGCCAUUGGUUUUCCAACAUUUUGUGGCAACUUUUUCUAAUAGAAUGUAAAUGAGAAGAAAUGUCAAGGACUGCUUUGAAACUCUUUGGAGCGAGCCUUAAGGGACCAACGUGGAGCUGAGUGUAAUGACACGCUGGCUUCAGGACUGUGUGUAAGCCGGUUCAGAAAUGUAGCAGCAGUCGUGUGUGGAUCAGAGCUGGUGAGAUCGUGAAGGAAGAGCGAAGCUCAACUGCUUUCUCAAGGUAUCAGUUUCUGGUGCUUAUUUAAGCGUGCAACUCGAGAUUCUUAUUUCUCUACAUCCAUACGUUUGACACUUUCCCGCCGCUGAGUUUUCAGCGAUCUUUAUAGUCAGUCGUGGAAGGAAUCUUCAGUGCAAGUCAAGCUCAGUCCACAGCAUUUGUGUCGGAAUGUUGAUCAGCACAAAAUUAAAAAAAUGUAGAAGGAAAUGUAGAAAACCGCAAACGUCAUGGUUACGAUGAGGCACUUACAAUGGAAAUGAAUGGGGCAAUUUUUGCAGGAUUUAAAAGUGGAAAUUUUGUGAAAGCACUUCUAUUAAUUAUUCUGCUAAAACAUGGGUAUUAUUUGAGCUGCAAAGGAUCAUUUUAAGGUUUUAGCUGUUACAUUAUGACAACAAAGCUGUAAAAUUGGACAGAAAAUGUUUUUUUUUUUUAAAUACAAAAACAGUGAAUGUAUGUUGUUAUGUCUUGUGGCGGCUCAUUUGAAACUCCAUUGUAAGUACCUCACUGGAACGCAGAUUUUUUAAAGGAAAUACAUUUUUGUGAAAACCAACAAAUGCUGUCAGUUUAGUGCGACGUGUAUUGAAUGUGGAAUAUUCCUUUAAGAAGCGUGAACGAUGUCACGUGUUGAGCAGUAGCAGUGUUUUAGCAUGUUGAUUGCUCAGGCUUUCUGCUCUUCUGCUGGUCAAACUUCACUGCUAUGCAUCACGAGUCUCUGCUGGAGCACAAACCACACACAGACUCUCAGCAUCUCAUGCAGUUUACAGCAAUUACAUUCAUACAGCUCUUGUUUUCUCCUGAAAUGUGUUGGAAUUGCUCAAGGGAAGGCAUUUCCAGCACACUUCCUUUAAAGCGGAUUGAUUUUGCCAUGUAUUUCUCAGUGGUGCUGAGUCUGAGUUUGUUUGCCAGUCGCUCGGAUGGACAGUAGUGUUAUGAUGGAUUAUUGAUGCUGUUUCAUGCGUACAGUGAGUGGAUGAAUGACUCCUGCCACACAUUCAGAUGCACAAUUCCUCAAUGAAGUACUUUUUAAUGUGUGCGUAGGAUGCAAUGACUAUAAAUAAUGUGUACAUGUAUAUAAAUAUGUAUAAUGUUUGUCAGGCUGUGCCCAGUUUGUUAACAGAGAAAGUGUAAAUUAAACCCAGUUUCAGGAAAAGGGAGCGAUCCGGGGAAUCGACCGGCUCGUUCGAGGGAAUGAGAGUGUCGUUCAGCUUUCUUCAGCAAACACAGACAGUUCAGCCAGAAAUGAAAAUGAUCACUUAUUCAUCCUCAUGCUGCUCCAAACCUGUACGCUGAGCUCGGGGAGUGAGUUUUGGGGUUAUUGCAGUUCACUAAAACUAAAAUCUUUAAAAAAGAAAACUUU
Messenger RNA from Sinocyclocheilus rhinocerous, 3861 nucleotides. Its product is annotated as TGF-beta receptor type-1-like. The transcript has 8 exons. The record is from RefSeq and is a predicted model, not a curated record. Lineage: Eukaryota; Metazoa; Chordata; Actinopteri; Cypriniformes; Cyprinidae. Gene Ontology annotation, cellular component: signaling receptor complex; plasma membrane. Gene Ontology annotation, molecular function: transforming growth factor beta receptor activity, type I; ATP binding; SMAD binding. Gene Ontology annotation, biological process: cellular response to growth factor stimulus; heart development; transforming growth factor beta receptor signaling pathway. The coding region runs from base 201 to 1448 and encodes 415 amino acids.